UGCGUCUAGUAGCUUUUGAGAUUGCAGGAGAAGAAAUAGAACAAGGUUUUGGUGUGAUUUGCUUUUUUCACGGUGGUUGCUUAUCUUUGCUGGGCUGCCGAUUGAACGAGAGAUAUCGAUUAUUUUUCUUUUCACUUCACCGGGUUUAUUCCACUGGCUUCGACAAUGUCAUCCGGCUACAAACACUUGUACUCCUGUGUGACCUUCAUCCUGUUCAUGGUGGUAGUAAAUUUCUACAAGAACAAAAUCCACCAAGCCCGCGAACGGGAAGCCUCGGUACGGGCCAAGAUGCGUGGCGGUCCACAAAAGCUGUCCUCGUAUCAACUGCAUCGCCGUGAGACCACGUUGGACGAAGAAGCGUCAAUCAUGUACCCGGGAGAUUACUACGCCGACAAGAUCGAAGCGGAAUUCCAGCGCAGAUUUUCCAACGCUGACUCACUGCUCGAUCGAAUGCUGAAAGAAUUCCCAGCCAAGUGUCGUGACAUGGAGGUGUUUUACCCUGCAAAACAUACAAACGAGCACGAGCUCAAACGGUUCCACAUCAUGGAAGAGUUGCUAUCCCCAAAGAAGGCCCGCCAACCCCUCAUCGAUCCAAACCUAGCCCAAUCCAACUCUUCAAUGUACGUAUUUCUCUCCGUGCUCAUCAUCCUGAUCAUCGCCGCCGGCGUAGACAUCGCCAAACACAUCCGGGCCAACCCUCGCCGCCAAGAAAACAUCCGCCGCCUCUCCCUACAAAACUACCAGGCCCUAAUCCGCGAAAAGCAGAAGCAGUUCCGCAUGAUGAAGCAGCACUGCUCGCAACCCUCGAUGAGCAUCAACCGCUCGAUCGACGAGACCAACUACCCGCCCCCGUUCCGCCCCGCCACCAAGGAAGACCUGGACACCAAACCACCUCCGCCACCCCUUCUGCGCCGACAAUCCGUCCCCAUUGGACUGGUCCAGCCACCGUCAGCGGUAUCGUCCCUGGCCAGACCGAGCCUACCAGGCGGCGGUGGGAAGCAUCUGCUGCGACGUCCGUCGAUGGAUUCGUUCGGGCUGGCCGACCGGGGUGACGGUGACAUGGUCAAACACGCCAACGGAUCGCCGACGGAGAUGCGUCGACGGGUGCGGAUGCUGCAUCGGCAUUGAAGUGAAUUUUGGAUUUAGUGUUGAGCACAAGUGUGACGAAACAAACUCAGUAGGCUAUGCCCACUAGAUUGUGUUUAAUUUGCAUUAGAAAUUAACCUGGUUUUAGAGUUUUAAGAGUACUGAGAUUAAUUUACAACGCAAAUAAUUGAUCUCUAUGACUUAAUUUUUUUUAAACAUUGCCAAAUUUUAAUGUUUAAAUGCAACCAAACAUACGAAAAAUUUGUAAACGUAAAUGUGAUGGAAACAGCUUCAAAAUGUACUUAACUGUUGAGCGAUUCGAUGGAUAUUUGUACACAACUAAAAUAAUAUUAGAUGUUUUAACAGCGGAUCAAACAAAACUUUUUCAAACCUGUAAUUAAAUUUGCAUGCAAAAAAAAAUAAAAAUUUCAUUGAACACAUAUUUUAUUUUCUAAUCUAACUUUCAUAUAACCAUUUUGAGGAAACAAAAACAUUUUACAUAUCAGGGUAUUAUUCUAGUCAAAUCCUAGUCUUAAUAAAUCAUAUAUUUUUAGAAUGAAAAUUUCAUAUAUUGUGAGAAUCUUACACAAUCACUACGUCUUAUGAUCCGAUCCUAGAUAUAACCAGUAACCGUCGUUGUAUCAAAUACGUUUAUUAUAGAUGUUCAUUAAAAAAAAAUCCGGUAAGAUGCAAAUGAAAUUCGGAUUACAAUGGUGUUAACAGACUAUGAACUAAGUACUUA
Molecule: messenger RNA, 1828 nt
Organism: Culex pipiens pallens (northern house mosquito)
Lineage: Eukaryota; Metazoa; Arthropoda; Insecta; Diptera; Culicidae
Exons: 2
Coding region: 166-1128 (320 amino acids)
Source: RefSeq, a predicted model, not a curated record